Arabidopsis arenosa is the source of this 1308-nucleotide messenger RNA. Lineage: Eukaryota; Viridiplantae; Streptophyta; Magnoliopsida; Brassicales; Brassicaceae. The record is from the annotation of a GenBank genome assembly.
AGAUUGAUUCUAAUCGGAGACAAUAGAUAGGGUUAUUAAAAGGAUAGACCUUUUUGUGACCGAGAUUGACUUCAAUUGUCUUCCGAUUCGAUAGAUAAGAUUUAGGGUUAGUUUGACGUUGACGUUGAUAGGGAAUGGAGUCGGACAAUGGGAAGGGGUUGAUACUAGCUGUAGCCUCAAGUGUUUUCAUUGGUUCCAGCUUCAUUCUUAAGAAGAAAGGUCUCAAACGAGCUGGUGCUAUUGGUACCCGUGCAGGAUAUGGAGGUUAUACUUACUUAUUAGAGCCGCUUUGGUGGGCAGGGAUGGUUACCAUGAUUGUUGGAGAAGCUGCAAACUUUGUGGCUUACAUUUAUGCCCCCGCUGUACUCGUUACUCCUCUCGGUGCAUUAAGUAUAAUUAUCAGUGCUGUUUUGGCACAUUUUCUAUUGAAGGAAAAACUUAAGAAAAUGGGGGUUCUUGGAUGUGUGUCUUGCAUCGUCGGGUCUGUUGUUAUUGUCAUACACGCACCUAAAGAGCAGACUCCUAAUUCCGUUGAAGAAAUAUGGAAUCUGGCUACUCAGCCAGCUUUUCUAAUCUACGUAGCCAUAACCAUGUCGAUUGUCCUUGCUUUAAUUCUGCACUUUGAACCCCUGUGCGGCCAAACAAACAUUCUGGUUUAUAUCGGAAUCUGUUCGUUAAUGGGUGCUCUCACUGUUAUGAGCAUAAAGGCUAUUGGAAUUGCGAUAAAAUUAACAAUGGAGGGAGUAAGCCAGAUCGGGUAUCCACAGACAUGGCUUUUUGUCAUGGUUGCGGUAACCUGUGUCGUUACACAAUUGAUUUACCUAAACAAGGCUUUGGACACAUUCAACGCAGCCAUUGUUUCUCCAGUAUACUAUGUAAUGUUCACAACCCUCACAAUAGUUGCUAGUGCAAUAAUGUUCAAGGACUGGUCUGGGCAAGACGCAGCCAGCGUAGCCUCUGAGUUAUGUGGAUUCAUCACUGUGCUCACAGGCACAAUGAUACUCCAUGGCACAAGAGAAGAGGAACAACAACAAGCUUCUUCAGAACAAGUAAGAUGGUACGACUCGAGAAAGAGCAUGAACGAAGAACAUCUGAUAAGUCUGUACAGUCCUGAAUACUAGGAAGAACAUCUCUCUAGACUUCUAAUAGAUUGAAUGAAUAUUUGCCAAGAACAAGCCUCAGGGAUCUUAAAACUGGAUCAAUCAACAAAUCUGAGGGGAAUGAUAUCGGUCGGCUUCGUUUUUGUAUUGUUUGUGGUCUCUGUACAGACAAAAAGGUUUGUCUAGUUAAAAAACUUCACAUUCUUUA